Molecule: messenger RNA, 2154 nt
Organism: Lichtheimia ornata
Lineage: Eukaryota; Fungi; Mucoromycota; Mucoromycetes; Mucorales; Lichtheimiaceae
Exons: 8
Coding region: 1-2154 (717 amino acids)
Biological process (GO): regulation of ARF protein signal transduction
Molecular function (GO): guanyl-nucleotide exchange factor activity
Source: RefSeq, a predicted model, not a curated record
AUGAAGAAAGCUACCACCACCACCACCACAACAACAACAUCUGUUACAGCUAGCAAAAAGAAGAAUGAUACCCCCUCGAUGACGUCGCCAAUGUCCAUUGCCAGCCGUACAUUGCACACUAUCCAUCCCACACCUCCUGCCACAGCAACAACAACAACCACAUAUGAGGAUGAUGACAUUCGUUUUGACAGUGGUGGCAAGGGCGAUCCUGAACCUUAUUUGUAUAACACUUUUGGGCCACUCGAUGAAGUUGAGGAGACUUCGCAUGGAAACGGAGCACAAAAUGACAACAACAUCUGCAAGGGAGACAUACAGGAUCCUUCUUUGAAAACCAAGGCAACGGCUGACUAUUGUGAGACCAACUUUAAUGCCAACAGCGUAUCCACCAUUGUUGAAACAAAUGAGCAACAGCAACAAACAAUCAACCCGCCACCGACGGAUCAUGGAGAUGAUGAAGAUGAAGAGCAGCAGCAGCAAAAAGAGGUGACAGCUAAUACUACCACGCCCAAUGACAUGUCAUCAUCAUACGAUGCAAAAGAAUCUGCACAGCAUUUGUGGGAUGAAGAUGGUGUUGUUGUUCCCAAAGAGCAUGUAGCAGAAUGGCUGGGAGGAAGGUCAUUCAUCAAUCAGGAUGCGUUAAACUUUUACAUGGACAAAUUUGAUUUUGGGGACAUGCGGUUGGAUGAAGCAAUCAGGAAGCUUUGCAGUAAGUUAUACCUUAAAGCUGAGACACAGCAAAUCGAUCGGAUUCUACACGUAUUUGCCAAACGUUAUUGGCGUUGUAACCAAGAUUGUGUAUUGCAAAGUGCAGACAUUGUCUAUGCAGUUGCCUACUCGUUGGUGUUGCUGAACACGGAUCUUCACGUAGCACAAGGCAACUAUACACGUAUGACUCGUCAUGAAUUUGUCCGUAAUACAAUGGAGGCCAUCCAUGAUCAUCAAACGAUACCCUUGUCACCUAUACGUGAAUCUCAGCUUCAUUCUUACUUGAAACAAAUCUACGUCUCUGUAAAGCAUUCACAAAUCAUGCAACCUGUUCAACGUCAUUCAAGUCUUCGUUCAACAGCUGACGGGGAAAACACCGAUAAUCGAGCGAUUCGAUCCAUGCGUAGCUUGGGAUCUAUUAUACGCAAUGCACGCCGUGAACCAACGUCACCCACUAAAUCGACCAACUUGGCUUAUGGAGGUAGUGGUGAUUCUUUAUCUUGUGCGACAUCUUGCUUAUCACAAGCUGCGACAUCCUCUACACCUGCAUCACCAUCCCAAUCCACCUUUAGUAUCAAGGUCAUGUCUGAGCAGAUAUCCUUUAGCAGUGAUCCACCUUACAUUAAGGAGGGAUUGGUACGACGCAAGCAUUUAUUUGAGAGUUCUGAUCGCAAGGCCAAAAAUCGAGAGUGGCGUCGAUGUUUGUUGAUUGUAAGCGAUGGACAACUCAAGAUUUAUCAAUGGAGACAUGCAUCAGGAGACAUUGGAUAUAAGGGCAUGCAUCGAGAGAAUAGUGUCAAUAGCACUGCAGCCAUACCAAGGUCAUCUGGAAGUGAAGAAAAGGGAUGGGAUGCAAGUUUCCGAUUAUUGGGAUGCUUUCCACUCAAUCACACUUUAACUCACGUGUUGCCAUCGCCUGGAUAUGAUCGGCGUCGUGCACAUGUUUUUGCAGUCCAAUUCCCUGAUGGUGGUGUAUACUUGUUCCAGACUUCGAAUCGUAUCCAAUGCAGAGAAUGGGCAGCAACAUGCAAUUAUUGGGCAGCUCGUAAAAGCAAACAGCCGCUUGCAGGAGGUGUAUGCAACAUUGAAUACGGCUGGGGAGCGUGCCUGGAUGAUGAGCGAGUCGAUGAGGACCCCGAUUCGAUAUUGUUAUGUGAAUGGCAUCCACCUGCAUCUCCUCUUAUUUCAAGCACAUUCGAUGAACAAGGCCAGCACAUGACAAUGAAACGGCAUUUGAGCUCAUUGUCUCAAGAACUGGAUACCCAUAAUGAAGUCAAAUGUAAAAUGUUACGCAAGUUUCCAAGUAGAUAUGCUAAUUACGCAAAGGCGAUGCAUAAUUGGGAAGUGAAAUCGAGAUAUUUAUUACAAGACAUUAUCAAGUAUCAAAGCUACUGUGCUGCUCUAGAGAAAGGGAUUCAAAAACAACAUCAAUCACUUGCGGCGACAUGA